Molecule: messenger RNA, 1875 nt
Organism: Alternaria metachromatica
Lineage: Eukaryota; Fungi; Ascomycota; Dothideomycetes; Pleosporales; Pleosporaceae
Exons: 1
Coding region: 1-1875 (624 amino acids)
Cellular component (GO): cell surface
Molecular function (GO): endo-1,3(4)-beta-glucanase activity; glucan endo-1,3-beta-D-glucosidase activity
Source: RefSeq, a predicted model, not a curated record
AUGGGACCAUCGCAAUCUCGCGUCGGCGACCCCCGACCGGUUUCGAAGUCUUCGAAAUCCAGCAAGAAGGAUAGUUGGUUCGGAACGUUGCGCGAGACGCGUAAAGGCAUCAAGACCUCGCUAGGCUACAACGGCUCGACCGUUCCCGACGAGAUACCUCCCGAUAACAUCUUCACGCCUAUACAGCAAGACAGCAUUCUUCCGCAGAUACCGAUUGGCCGUCAUCACCCAGUCCCUAGAACGGGCGUGGAGGAUGACGACAAGACAACUCUGCACACGAACAAGUUCUACGCCAAUGCGUUUCUGGGUCAGCAGAACCAGCCUAUUUGGACACAUCCCUACUCGAUAUGGUGGGGCAAGUCGGCAUCGGAUGUGGGAACGGUGCAAACAUGGGGCAUGUGCGUGAGCCAUAUUGAGGAGAAGGAUUUGGUCUUCGAACCGGGACAUCCUGCAAAGGGCUACAUCAAUCCGCUACACAAACAGCAUCUCAUCCUCAGUGCCGUCGAACUCGAUGCUCGCACUACUCUUACCACGGACACUCAUCUCCCUUUCUCCGUCAACAUCAACCUCAACGCGCAUUCCACACCCAAAGAACCUAAAAUUAUCUUCCCUGUUGUUCAAGGCAUGAGCUUCGUCACAGCUGGCUAUCGAGACGCAACGCCCAUGAUACAGACUGGCGGUCGCGGCUUCGUGGACGUGGUGGGACCGAUCAUCAUGGGCCGCACAGUCAAGUAUCGUCUGAAAGACAAGGACGGAGCGUGUUGGGCCAUGUACAUCAAUCCAGUAGCGAGUCUCGACUACGACGCCACGAAGUUCGCCAGAAUCAAUGCCAACACGCUCGUCGGCCCGCCAGCCUUCAAAGGCACGAUCCAAGUAGCGAAGAACCCACUCGGGGCAGAAGGAGAAGCCAUGUAUGACCGAGCCUGUGGAGCCUUCGUAUGCGAAGCCAGACUCACCGCCGUAGUACCAGACGGCAAAGGCAUCUACACGUUUCGAUACACAAAGAUCGGCCACUCACCCUUACUCAUGUUCGCCCUACCGCACCACAUCCAAUCCCUCGACCCCGAGAUGCGAAACCAAAUAACCAACCUGCGCCUGCGCACCACAACCAAAGGCAUAGCAACAGCCAUCUGGGCCGAAAAGCUGACCUUCAUCGAACCCGCCAUCCCCCUAACCAUGCACUUCGGUCCCUGGAACCCCACCAUGAGCGCAAACGCCAAAGUGCGUUAUCCGCCUGAAGUCCUCGCCUUCAUCGCCGCCGUCGCAGAACGCGACCUCCGCCGCGCAAUGACCGAACGCAUACCACAAGACUCCAUGUACUUCGCCGGCAAAGCUCUGUCCAAAUUCGCAACCAUCGUCUGGGUCAUCAAAGACGUGUUGAACCACGAAGCCAUCGCAAACGCCGGGUUGGACAAGUUAAAACAGGAAUUCGCGCGGUAUGUUGAAAACCAACAGCGUAAUCCGCUUUACUACGACGACAGCUGGAAAGGCGUCGUCUCCGCCGCCGGCUUCACAGACCCGAAUGCCGAUUUCGGGAAUACGUAUUACAACGACCAUCAUUUCCACUACGCAUACUUUGUUUACACGGCUGCUGUGAUCGGGUAUUUGGAUCCCGAGUGGUUGAACCAGGGGGAUAACAAGGCGUGGACGAAUAUGUUGGUGAAGGACUAUGCGGAGAGUGAUUACAACGGCCGGGACUACCCUUUCCAACGCGCGUUUGACUGGUGGCAUGGACAUAGUUGGGCGAAGGGGUUGUUUGAGAGUGCGGAUGGGAAGGAUAUGGAGAGUACGGGGGAAGAUGCGUUUUCUUGCUAUGCGGUUAAGAUGUGGGGGAGGGUUAGUGGGGAUGCGAAUAUGGAGAAGAGGGGUGAGUGA